This is a messenger RNA of Phoenix dactylifera (date palm), 4623 nucleotides long. RefSeq names its product tRNA arginine adenosine deaminase (gene TADA). Gene Ontology annotation, cellular component: chloroplast. Gene Ontology annotation, molecular function: tRNA-specific adenosine deaminase activity. NCBI's taxonomy places the organism in Eukaryota, Viridiplantae, Streptophyta, Magnoliopsida, Arecales, Arecaceae. Gene Ontology annotation, biological process: tRNA wobble adenosine to inosine editing. The record is from RefSeq and is a predicted model, not a curated record.
CCGGACGACCAGCCGCUCCACCCCCGCCCAUCGUCUCCUUCCCUACCGAGCCUCCCAGUGGCGAACAGACCCCCAACCCCUCCUCCGGGUUGACCGCACCGCUAUCUCCACAACCCUUGGAUCCCCCACGGACGGCGGCGAUAUUCUCCUCCUUCCUCUGAAGGUGAGCUUGGUCUUAUGCCCUCUCCCAUCUCUGCCCCUCCCCCCAAUGUACGGCGGCUACACCACCACGGCCAUCGCCCUGAGGGCAAAAUCGUCCUUUUCCUACGCCCCUCUCCCCUUCUUCACCGAGAGAGGCGACCACUGCCGUGGGGACUUCUCUCCCUGCGCCCAUUUCUCCCACCAUGGCUUCUCCAUCAACCCUAGAUUUCUUCUCUAUGGCUACUGCUCCAGGCAAUCCUCUUUGAUCUACUGGUCUCCUUCUAGAUCCUUCCUCUCCAGCAGGGCGGCCGACCGCGCCCGGUGCCGGCGGUCGGCCGUCCGGGAGCUCGGUCUCGGCCCGCAGUGCCGCCGGACCUCUUCCUGGUCCCGGACCUCCGAUGGGGGCUUCUGGGAGAUGAUCGGCCUCCUGGCCGAGGUCAGGAGCUGCUACCGGGAGGGCUACAGCGCUGAGGAGUCGAGAAAUGAAGCCGGUUGUGAUAAAGUUGUCAGCUUGGGGAAGAAUUUGAGGAGAGAGGUAGAAAUCGAGUCGGUUGAUGGGGAGGGCUGGCGGUCUUCCAGGGCGAGGAAGGAUGGGUCGGAGUUGGAUUGUUACAGUGGUUCUGAGAGGAAAGAAGGGAAGGGGAGAAGGGUCUGUGGUGACUCUUCGAGAAAUUAUGGUAGUGGUAGAGUGGAUAUUGGUGACAGGGAGGUUCGGCAAGUUCGGAAGUAUGAGGAUAAUGCUGGGUCGAAGAAGAGGUAUGUGUCGGAGAGUGAUGCUGGUUGGGAUUCGAGUAGAAAGACGGAGUUUCAGGAAAAAGAUGGCAACUUGAGGGCCUCGAGUUCAACAAAGUUAUCUGAAUGGGAAAUUAGAGAUAGAGAGGAGAAAGCUGCCUCCUUGAGGAGAUCGCGGUGUGAAGCGAGGGAAGAACCCGGUUAUGAAGAGCAAAAUGUUGCUGGGCAAGAAGGAUCUUGGAGAUUGACGAGAAUGUCUGGGGUAGGUGAAAAUGAUGCAAGGACAGGUUUGAGUUCUAAGAACAUGGCUGGUGCAAGGAAGGUUGAUAGGGAAGAGGGCUCGGGUUCAGCUGGAAAGUGGCAAGGCAAAGUAGAUAAGAGAGUUGUUGGGCGAACAGGAUGGAAGGCAGAGGAGAGAGAGGAGAGGGGUGCUUUGGGGAUGGAUUCAGCUCAUGAAGCAAGAGAAGUGUGUGAUUACAAAGAAGAAAAUGUUUAUGGAGAAAGGGUGUUGAGGGAAGGAUCUCGGAAGAUUGCUAGAAAGAGAACAUCUGAGGCACAUGGGGAUGAUUCAACGAGGUUUUCCAGUUUUCAGAGCGCGGUUGAUGCAAGGAAGGUAGACAGGGAAGAGGGUUUGGCUGCGAGGCAGCGUAGCGAAAUAGACCAGCGGGUAGUUGGGCAAGCUGAAUUGAGAUUUGCGGACAGAGACGAGAAAGGUGCUUCAUCAAUUGAUUUAGCUCUUGAAGCAAGAGAAGAAUAUGGUUAUGAAGAUGAAUGGGUUGUCAGGCAAAGGGAGUCAAGGCCAGGAUCUCGGAUGGUUACUGGAACAUCUGAUGUGCAUGAGGAUGAUACAAAGAGGUCUUCCAGUUCCAAGAACAUGGGUGAUGCAAGGAAGGUGGGUUGGGAAGUGAGUUCGACUUCAAAUAAGCAUACUGAGCUUGAUCAAGGAGUGGUUGGGCGCACAGAGUUAAGGAAAAGAUCACAAAAGCCCAGGGAAAUAACACAGCUCCGUGACAAAAAUACUGAGAGUGCCUCCGACUCUCAGAGGCAUUAUGAACAAAUGUGGGUGAGGAACAGGGAGGACAGAUCUGCUUCAGCUCAGAGUUCGGUUCCUGUGUCAAGAGAUAAGAGAAGCCAAAGGGAUCAAUGGGUACUUGGCAGAAUGGAAACAGACAAGCAUAAUGAAAGUCGCACUGAUGUUUCUAGUGCCCGUGCUGGUGAUGCUGAAAGGGCCAGCAGUUCACGGAGACUUCUUGAGACUAGAAUGGAUGAUCCAGAAGACUAUUCGGCUAGGAACCAAUGGAAUCUAAUCAAUGAACAAUUCAUGCAGCAAUCCAGUUCAAGAAGAACACAUGAAAGGGAUGCCCAAAAUUUUGAAGUUUCAAGGAGGGACACUGAAAGGGCUUCUAACACACAAGAAAUAUAUAAUACAAGGUAUAAUACGAGGGUAGAGAGUGAAAGUGUCAACUGUGAAUACAGUUCCAGACGAGAUUCUGCCAAGGAAACAAAUAUAUCUGAGUACUCAAGAAAUGACAAUGAAAUGGCUUCCACUUCACAGGAGAUAUCUAAUAUGAGGAUAGAAAACCGUCGAGGGAAUUCUUCAUCGAUGCUGGUUCGAGAUAAGCUGGGGAAACAAAGAAGCACACUUACAGGGGACAGUUCGCAGCCAACAAAAGGGCAAAUGGGUUUUACUGGACGUUUUGAUAGUGGCACUAGCUCUCUAAACACUUAUACCCAUGAGUUAGAUGAUCAGGCGAGUAGAGGUGAGAUGUACAUAAUCAAAGAUGGGUCACUAGAGUCUGCUAGCCGAUCAGACAGGUCCUCUGCAUUGUAUGUUGGAGAGUUUGUCGACAAGGUACAACAGGAGAUUACAACUUUAGAUGGAUUAGACUAUGCUUCCAAAUAUUCUCCUGGAAUUCAAAUAGAAGAAGUACCUAGUGGAGCGAGCAAUGCAACUAGUGGCACACCCUCAAGACUUCCUGCUGCUGCAUCAGAAGACAAAGAUGAGAGGUAUGUAGAAGAAGGUUCCAGGAGAUCUACAUCAAAGCCAGGGAUGAAAGGGCCAUCUGAUGAAAUGUGGGAUGUCAGGGGCCUGACUUCUCAGGAAACUUCUAGGACAGAAGAACCCGAGGAGGGCCCAACAGCUGCUGAAGCUGAGGAUUCCACCACUGCUACUGCAGGAACUGAAAAUGCUGUUGCUCAAAGAUCCCACAGGUCAUUGUGGUCUUAUGUUGCAGAUAUAAUUCGAUUGAGUUGGGGUCUGCAUGCUGAAUCUCGCAACCCAGCUCUGAAAUCGGGUACAAGAUGUUCGUCAAAUGAGUCUGUAAGCAGUGAGGCUUGGUUUUCUGGCCAGGAGCCAGAUGACAAUGAUGAGAUCGAUGAGAAAAGAAGUGGAACACCUAAAGAACCAUUACUGACUAAAAGACCUCUUGAUGAAUCCUAUCCCAGGACGCAUGCUGGUCCAAGUGAAGGAAGCUUUGGAGUGCCUCAAUUGGGAGACAGAGUAGUGAAGUCAGAAGCUGGUACAUCAACCUCAACGGGGAUAACAAAAACAGGUUCACUGGCCAAAGGUUCUUCCACCGUUUCCAUACCGGAAGAAGUAGGCUGGACCGAAGGUGAAAAAGGCAGAGAAGGUAUUCCUUCUAAUGUAAUAACAGUUGACCAGUCAUCAGCACUGACAGAUGAUACAGCUCCAGCCAUCAUAGAAGAAGAUAAAACUAAUAUUGGAAAUGUUCCGUUGCCUGUGAGCAAAUUCACUAGGUUGGAAGAAAAGCUUGUUAGAGAGGGAUCACCUGAAGUUGGUAAACCUGAUGGAAAAGAUGGGGAACUGAAGAGGAGGAAACUGCAAAGGAAUAAGCAAGUCUUAAAAGAAAGAUUUGAUGAGUGGGAAGAAGCAUAUAGGCUUGAAAGUGAACAGAGAAAAACUGAUGAGUUUUUUAUGAGGGAAGCUCUGGCGGAAGCUCGGAAAGCUGCAGAUACAUGGGAGGUGCCAGUUGGGGCUGUACUGGUACAGAAUGGGAAAAUCAUUGCUCGUGGCUGUAACCUGGUGGAAGGGCUGAGAGAUUCAACUGCACAUGCUGAAAUGAUUUGCAUACGUGAAGCUUCUAAUCUUCUUCGGACUUGGCGACUUGCAGAAACAACACUUUAUGUGACACUUGAACCAUGCCCAAUGUGUGCUGGAGCAAUCCUUCAAGCUAGGAUUGAUACUGUGGUAUGGGGAGCGCCCAACAAGCUACUAGGAGCUGAUGGCAGCUGGGUCAGGCUUUUUCCUGGGGAUGGAGGAAGCAGCAGCUUGGAUUCAUCAAAUCAAAUAGUCGGACCUGUCCACCCAUUCCACCCAAGUAUAACAAUAAGGCGUGGUGUUCUGGCAACGGAGUGUUCUGAAGCAAUGCAACAAUUCUUUCAACUGAGGAGGAGGAAGAACAAAAAACCAGAACCAUCACUGCCACCAGUAUCUACUCACCCGACAAAAUUCUUCACAAAGAUACAUGACCUGUUCUCUGUAAUGUUUUGCUUGUAGCAUUUGAAGUCAACCUGAGAUUAUAAUUACUGUAAUGUCUUUCAGCAAAGGAAAUCAAAUUCCUCUGUUUUUGUAUCAAUACAUGCACCUAAACAAUUUUCGUUAGCUGAUGGUGUUUUCUGAGAACAUGGAGCUCAUAAUAUCAAGUAAUGUGCUAAUUAUUACAUGUAGGCUGUAAAGUUCUCUUUUAAAAUGUAUAAUAAGCGAAAACAUUUCUUUCCUUGGUUGUAAAA